Molecule: messenger RNA, 2499 nt
Organism: Seminavis robusta
Lineage: Eukaryota; Bacillariophyta; Bacillariophyceae; Naviculales; Naviculaceae
Source: the annotation of a GenBank genome assembly
GUAGAAAUCUCUGUAGAAGGAGGCAUUCUGGACUUCACCUCCUCAGAGAUUGUUGGAAACCUCGAUCGUCGUUCACUUCUCAAAUUCUUGAGGUUUCGAAACAUCCAUCAGCAUUGCCGUCGACCAUGGCGGACGACUCGGAAGAAGAGUUCACGAUGGAGGAUAACGAGAAAAAGAAGAAGAAACCUAAGCUAAAGGUGAAGCUAAGCAAAUCAAGCGCCAAACCGGACGCCGCGUCUUCCUCUUCCUCUAAACGGAAGAAAUCCGGAGACAAUGGCGCCAAGCCGGCUGCGAAGAAAGCUAAGACGAAUGGCGGCAAGCCGAAGAAGGGUGCACUGAAAGAGCUCGAUAAGACAGAACGCUUAGCUUUCGCCAUGCAGAGUUUUUUGUGGUGGGAUGCAGAUGAACCUCCUCCAGGCUGCCAAUGGCGUACGAUGGAACAUGCAGGAGUGGCCUUCCCUGAAACAUACGAGCCUCACGGUAUUAAAAUGAAGUACGAUGGUAAAGAGGUUGAUCUCACGCCUGCGCAAGAAGAGGCGGCUACUUUCUUUGCCGCCAUGGACCCGGAUGGUAUGCACUUGGGCAACCCCAAGACUGCCAAGAUCUUUAUCAGGAACUUCUUUGAUGAUUUCAAGACCGUCUUGGGCAAGAAGCAUGUCAUCAAGUCCUUUGAUAAGUGUGACUUUGAGCCCAUCCGUCAGCACUUGAAUGAGCAAAAGAUCAUCCGCAAGGCAAUUUCGGACCAAGAAAAGAAGGCUAACAAGGAGGACAGAAACAAGGUCAUGUUCAAGUUUGGGUAUUCCCUUGUGGAUGGGCACAUCGAGAAAGUGGGAAACUACAAUAUGGAACCACCAGGAGCCUUCCGUGGCCGAGGAGAGCAUCCCAAGAUGGGGAAACUCAAGUCUCGCGUUCUACCCGAACAAGUUUCGUUGAAUGUCUCUCAGUGUGCUGCAGUUCCUAUCUGCCCUGUUCCUGGACACGCUUGGAAAGACGUGAGGCAUGAUCCUCGUGGACAGUGGCUCGCCACGUGGAAAGAGAACAUCAACAAUCAGAGCAAGUACAUGCAGUUGGCUGCUCAGUCCUCGUUCAAGGGCAAGUCGGAUCGUUCCAAGUACAACAAGGCAGCGUUGCUCUGCAAGAACAUUGACAAGAUCCGCAAGUCUUACAAGAAGGAUCUCAAGUCGAAGGACAAGGAGACCAAGCAACUUGCAACGGCCACUUGGGUGAUUGAUCGGCUGGCCCUUCGUGUCGGCGGAGAGAAGGAUACUGAUGAGGAAGCUGACACAGUCGGUUGCUGCUCCCUUCGUGUGGAGCAUCUCCACAUUGACCCGAACGAAGAGGGGGGAGACAACAAGGAGAUUGAGUUGGAGUUCCUCGGUAAGGACUCAAUGCUCUUCAAGCAAACCAUUGAUUUUGGUUCCCAGCUUUACAACGAGAACUCCGGCAUGGGGAGUCAAGUCUACGAGAACCUCAAGAAGUUCUGCAAGGGAAAGAAGAAGACUGAGGAGAUUUUUGAUUCAAUCAAUCCCACGAUGCUGAACAACCACCUGAAGCAAUUCAUGGACGGUUUGAGUGCGAAGGUGUUCCGUACUUACAAUGCAUCCAAGACUCUCCAGGAAGAGUUGCGCAAGAAGGAAAAACUGGCAGGCUGGAGCAGGCUUAGCCCGGCUGAGAAAGUGAUCGAGUACAACAACGCCAAUCGUGAAGUCGCCAUCCUCUGUAAUCACCAGCGUUCUGUCAGUAAAGCACAAGAAACCCAAUUGGAGAAUAUCUCGAAUAAGAUAGACACGUUGAAGAAGCAGAAAAAGAUGCUAAAAGGAAUCCUCAAGUUCUUGAACUCAGGGAAGGACAACAAGAAAAUCCCUCUCAAAAAGUCGCAGGCUUCCAUGAAGGAGGAUGUCGAUAAGGCAUUGGCAAAGGCCAAGAAGAUGAAGGACAAGGCUUCGACCAACGAAGAGAAGAUCGCGGCCACGCAGGCAGACGAGAAAGCCAAGGAAAUGCGCCGCGAGCUAGCGGACUUCAAGUUCACUCAGGCGCACUUGUGGGAGCGAGUUCCCUCCAAGGACCAGGUGAUCAAGCGAAUCGAGACUUGGAAUGGAAAGAUCUCAAAGAUGGAAAUGGAUUUGAAGCACAAAGACGACAACAAGGAGGUGUCAUUGGGAACAUCCAAGAUCAACUACAUGGAUCCCCGUAUCACGGUUGCUUGGUGCAAGCGCAAUGAAGUCCCCAUUGAACGUGUCUUCUCAAAGACCCUUCGUGACAAGUUCAACUGGGCGAUGGCUGUUCCCCCUGCAUGGGAGUUCAGUGCGGAGAUCGGCUUGAUGGGCUAGUUAUAGUUUGUCGCUUCAGAUGCACACAAAGUACUAGUACUCAGUAGUAAGAGAGAGGGGUGAGGGCUUCUCUGUGAUCUCGUCAGAAUAAUCAUUCGUCAGAACAUUAACAAAACAUCGGAUUCCGUAGAAGAAAAUAUAAUAAGUGGUCUCUGUUUGGUACCGUACC